CCAAACCAAGGAUGAACUGAGCUUUUGAAAUACUGAAUGGAUCUGAUAAAGUAAAUACUGAACGAUUAUUGCAAGGAAAUCAAUCACACGGCAAUCACGAGAGGUGACACUGUCAGAUUAGAAAGAAUGUGUGUGUGUGUGUGUGUGUGUGUGUGUGUGUGUGUGUGUGUGUGUGUGUGUGUGUGUGUGUGUGUGUGUGUGUGUGUGUGUGUGUGUGUGUGUGUGUGUGUGUGUGUGUGCGUGUGCGUGUGUGAUCAGAACGUGUUCCUGGCCACACCUGGCCACACAAGUCAAGGGUUUCAGGUGGGGCUGAUGAGGAUCACUGCCUCCAGUGUCUCACUCUCUCCUUCCUUUGUAUUCAAACACAACAAUGUAUUGUAAUGAGUGACUUCCUCCUCCAUUCCUUGUUCUAUUCUUGUUCUUGUUCUUCUUGUUCUUGUUCUUAUUCUUCUUGUUAUUGUUCUUCUUGUUUUUGUUCUUGUUCUUUUUGCUUUUCUUGUUCUUGUUCCUGAUCCUGCUCUUGUUGUUAUUGCUGUUUUUUCUUCUUCUUAUUCUUGUUCUUGUUCUUCUUCGGCAGGGGUGAGGGGGGAAUGGCGUGAAUGGGGGAUAUCAAUAAGGGGCGUGUAUUGGGGGAGGAGGGUGUGGAAGAAAAGAAGGGGGGAAAGACCGUAAGGGCUUUAGCUUGGUGUGGUCACGUGACCACCCUGGGGAUGGGGUCACGUGACCACCCCAGGCCUGCGGUCACGUGACCACAGGGUACCGCGGGUUGGGGUAUAUAAACCCCUCUCCGGGGGAGUCUCGUCAGUCGGUGGUCAUGCCUAGAACUGAGUGGAUGUCUUUCGUGCGCUGCGCCGCUGUUGCGGCCUCGCCCCACCUGGGGGUGCGCCGCGCACAGCUUAGCGUGGCGCGGGCGAGCCGUUGCUGGCUGGCGAGGAGCCGCCAGGUGGCCGCCUUCGCCUUCCCGGCAGACGGGUGGCGUCGAGCGGCGUCGGGGGAGUGGCGGAAUGUCACCGGGCACCAGAGGCUGGACUUGAAGGGGCUGGCGAGGUUACCCCUCGAGGCGCCCCUCAAGCUGCGGGCGUGGACGAGCCGCGGCGUGAGGAAGACCACGCAGGGGACGCUGGCAGACCUGCUGGCCGCCCUGCACGCAGGGCCCGCCCGCCUCACGCUGCAGCUCCUCUCCAGCAGCGAGGGCGUGCGCCUGGACUGGGGCGUGCAGGAGUCAGACCCGUUACUGCACGCGCUGGGCGGGGCGCUGCCCUGCACGAACCUCCCACCUGGCGCGGUGAGCAAUGCUCGGGACGGGGCGCUCCCCGGCACGAGUCCCCCGCUUAGCGCGGUGAGCAAGGCUCGGGACGGGGCGCUCCCCUGCAUGAGUCCCUCGCCUGGCGCAGUGAGUAAGGCUCGGGAAGGGGCGCUCCCCUGCACGAGUCUCCCGCCUGGCACGGCGACCAAAGCUCGGAGCCGGGCGCUGCCCUGCACGAGUCCCCCGCCUGGUGUGGUGAGCAAGGCCCAAGGCGGGGCGCUGCCCUGCACGAGUUCCCCGCCUGGCACUGUGAACAAGGUUCGGGGAGGGGCGCUGCCUUGCACGAGCCCCCCGCCAGGUGCGGGCAACGGCAACACUUCCCCAUGGACCUUCCCUUGCCCCUCAGUAGUGCCACGCCUCCCUAGAGAAAGCCUGACGCCACCUGUGCCUCAGUGCCAGAGGCGGCAGAAGGUGCAUUGUCGCAUGCUGCGACAAGAAUUUGAACACCUCAACACCACUACUUGCCCACCGAGCGAGCCUCAGUCCCCAGAGAAGACUCUCGUGGAGGAGAGUUACGUUAACAAAGGCAGCACUGAGUUAGGGAAAGCAGAAAUAAAAGUAGACGUUGAACUCUGCCCGGAAUGCGGCAAGCGAGAGUUACCAAAGGCACGUAUGAUACCCGUGGACUCGCCUCCUCCCGUCCCAAAGAUGAUUUCCCCUGUCAUCGUAUCGCCCUCACCGUCCCCUUCCGUCAAGUCCGAGCCCUGGGCCCACCUUCUCGACGACUGGUGCGGGUUCGUGAUCAGGGACGCAUACCGGGCGUGCAAGAGGCGCCUGUUCGACUGGGCCCAGAGGAAAAGAGACAGGGUGAUAGCGCGCUACAGAAAGCCGAUAAAGCGGAUAAGGCGCCUGGUGGAUCGCAUCUGUGGGAGAAAGUACCCAGGCAGGGUGUUCUACGUGCCCGGCCCAGGCACGCCUCUGCUGUCCUCUGUCCUCACCAAGUCAGCAUCCACUACUGUAGGGCCGUCAUCCACUACAGUCAAGUCAUCAUCUAGUGCUGCCAAGCCGGCAACCACUACAGUUAAGCCAUCCACCACAGUCAAGCCUUCAUCCACUACAGUCAAGCCUUCAUCCACUACAGUCAAGUCAUCCACUACAGUCAAACCUUCAUCCACUACUGUAAAAUCAUCGUCAUCUUCAGUCAAGUCAUCGUCAUCUUCAGUCAAGUCAUCAUCAUCUUCAGUCAAGUCAUCAUCUUCUUCAGUCAAGUCAUCAUCUUCUUCAGUCAAGUCAUCAUCUUCUUCAGUCAAGUCAUCAUCUUCUUCAGUCAAGUCAUCGUCAUCUUCAGCCACUCCCAAAUCAUCAUCAUCUUCAGUCAGGUCAUCAUCUUCAGUCAAGUCAUCAUCAUCUUCAGCCACUCCCAAAUCAUCAACAUCUUCAGUCAGGUCAUCAUCUUCUUCAAUCAAGUCAUCAUCAUCUUCAGCCACUCCCAAAUCAUCAUCUUCAGCCAAGUCGUCAUCUUCUACAUCCUUGUCAUCAUCUUCAGCCACGUCAUCAUCAUCUACAGCUGAGUCAUCGUUUUCUUCAGCCAAGUCGUCAUAUUCCACAGCCAAGUCAUCAUCUUCAGUGGAAUCAUUGUCUUCAAUAGCCAAGUCAUGGUCUUCUACAGUCAAGUCUUCAUCAUCUUCAGUCGAGUCACCGUCCUCCACAGCCGAGUCGCCGUUCCCCAUGUUGAAGUCACUGGCACGUGUCCUGCUGCGGCGGAAGGCGAGGGGCGUGUGUCGCGUGUACUGCAUGGACGAGAAGUUCCUGCCGCGGAAGUUGAAGAUCGAAGUAAUGAGUCACGUGUUUGGCGUAGCGUAUCGCCACAGGGAGCUGGUCACCUUCCGCUUUGAUCAGAGCCUGAGGACGUACAAGGAAAAGAAAAGUGAUUGGAUUGAGAGGGAAAGGCAAAGGAACUCGCCAGGCCCUCAGCGGUGGACGUCUGCGCCGGCCUCAAUGUUGCUGAAUCAGUUCAUCAGGCACAAGGGAGACUUGUGGAUGCGUGUCACCGUCACCUGGAAAGAUGAGUGGGGUGGUGGUCCCACUCGUAGCUUCGUACCCAUGUUGUGGUUCUCCGAGCAGGUGAAGGAAGAUGUUGUUAACAAGAGGGAGUUUGUGUUCCGCAUCUGGACGCAAGGCGGUUUUUCAUCCCAGCACGAGGGUUUCAGGGGGUUGGUAAGGAUGAAGAAGGAAAAUAUAGAAGACAGAGAUAUGAUUCUGGUUGUAGAUGACGAGCCUUUGAUAAGCGACGGUGAGACGCCGCUAGUGCCUGAACAGCUGCAGGAAUCGGAGGAAAAGGAAGCAAAGUGGGAGGAGGAACUGCUUGUGUUGAACGGAGAGGAACGUAGAGGAGAGACGAAAGAAGUGGGAGAAGGUGAGAUGCAGGACUCCAAUAAAGAAGUGAAAGGAGAAGAUAAUAAAGGGAUGAUCCCAAGCAAUGCUGAAGAGGAAGACAAAGAGGCAAGCAACACCUGCGAGAAAGGACAGGAAAGCCAGAAGACAGACAGGGAGGGUGAAGGGAGACCUGCAGCCCCCGCCCACGCCGCCAGUCCAGAAGUGGGCGUGGUGAGGCGGGUGACCACAAAACUGUUGAAGGUGACGCUGACGGUGGUUGGGGUGAUAGUUGUCGUGGGCGCCUUCCUUCCUGAAGUACCGGAGGACUGAGAAGCACGCCCCCUAUCCUCACCCCUUCAAAGUCACCCCUGAACUUGAUGAACUUGAUGUGCAAUCCAACGUGAGGGAUCAGACUGACUCGGUGGAGAUGUUUAUUCUUGAAAAAAGGUUGUUGAAUAU
Molecule: messenger RNA, 4081 nt
Organism: Scylla paramamosain (green mud crab)
Lineage: Eukaryota; Metazoa; Arthropoda; Malacostraca; Decapoda; Portunidae
Exons: 2
Coding region: 815-3952 (1045 amino acids)
Biological process (GO): deadenylation-independent decapping of nuclear-transcribed mRNA
Cellular component (GO): P-body
Source: RefSeq, a predicted model, not a curated record